ACGAGAAACCGAACUAUUCUUACAGCCAGCGAGGAGUCCUACGAGCAGUCUGAAGAAUGGCAUCCAGAGGAUUAGGUCUACUGUCGUUGGUGGUAUCAGCCAUUGUAGUGGCUGGCCAGCCACCGUUCCCUCCGCCACCGGGUGGUGGUCCCCCUGGAGGAUUUGGACCAUUUCCAUUUCCACCAUUUGGAAGUGGCCCACAAAGAAAUCGAACUACCCCACCGUUUGUAAGGGGCCCACCAGGAAGCUCACCAUUUCCACCGUUUGGAAGCGGCUCACCGAUUGGAAGUGGCUCACCGUUUGGAAGUGGCUCACCGUUUGGAGGUGGCCCACAAGGAGUUCGACCACGACCUGGAGGCCCUCUUCCGCCUCGAUUCCCAGAUUCUGGCCAAAACGCAACUGUUAUUUCCCCCGAGGAACUGGCGAACAGAGCUUUGGCACAAGCCACGAACGGUUCAACUUGCUUCCCUGGAAUAAAUUCUUGCAGUGGAAACAUUUGCGGCAAAAAUCUGAGUUCUGUAUUCCGUAUGGUAGAAGAAGGGGAAUUUAGAAUUCUGGUCACUAAUGGCAUACCGAACCAUACAUACGCUGUUGGAGCUCAGACGCCAAACCCGAACAACGUGUGCGUCCACAACUCGUACAUGAAGGUGCCAAGGAACCCUACGCGAGGAAGCUUCCAGCAGAGCGGAAUGGGUCCUGUUGGGAUCGCGCUCUCUGGCGGCUUCUUUUACAAUCACCUGUCGACUCCUUCAGGCGACGUGGCGAAGGAGGUAGAGGGUGCUUCCUUUGACUCUUGCAGCGGUCAUGCUGAUCCUCGGUGCAGAUACCACUACCAUAUGGUGCCUAAAUGUCUUGACCCAGACAACACUUGCAAACUUGUCGGCUACAUGUUGGACGGCUUCCCAGUGUACUCUUACUGCACCGUCGAUGGACAGCAACUGCGGAGCUGCUAUAAGAAAGUGAGUGGAGACGGGACCAACCAAAGCCACUACCAAUAUUCUCCAGACAGCGAAUGCCAACUGGACGAAGCCAACGGGUACGAUUUCGGAGGAACACAGGGAUACGGAUAUGUGUUCUCUGAGAAUUAUCCUUUUAUUAUGCGCGGAUUCAUGGGAUCCAAAGUCUACAGCAUCUGCAGUGUUGUUUAAUGUUCGAAGUUUCUCUUGGUACUGAUUCCAGGAUUAAUGGACUGGAGACCACCGUUUUCUUAUAAGUGUUAAUUUUGGAUAAUUUGUCGAGUUAUAUGUCACAUUUUUUGGUAAAUUUCUGAUUUUCAGGUAACUGUUCAAUUUUAGUUUUUUUUAAUAUCAAAUAAGCAUAAACCUUUACCAAUGUAUGUUAAUGUUCACCAAUGAAACAUUCGUGAUUAAAUGGAUUUGAAUGGCAAAAUUA
This is a messenger RNA of Macrobrachium nipponense, 1392 nucleotides long. Its product is annotated as protein pygopus-like. The record is from RefSeq and is a predicted model, not a curated record. The coding region runs from base 57 to 1148 and encodes 363 amino acids. The transcript has 6 exons. Lineage: Eukaryota; Metazoa; Arthropoda; Malacostraca; Decapoda; Palaemonidae.